Molecule: messenger RNA, 1140 nt
Organism: Penicillium nucicola
Lineage: Eukaryota; Fungi; Ascomycota; Eurotiomycetes; Eurotiales; Aspergillaceae
Product: NAD(P)-dependent alcohol dehydrogenase
Exons: 2
Coding region: 1-1140 (379 amino acids)
Biological process (GO): D-sorbitol catabolic process
Molecular function (GO): zinc ion binding; L-iditol 2-dehydrogenase (NAD+) activity
Source: RefSeq, a predicted model, not a curated record
AUGCAGAACCCCUCCUGUCUCCUCUAUGGCCCAGGCGACGCCAGAUUCGAAGAUCAGCCCAUGCCAACAAUCAACGACCCCCUCGAUGUAAUCAUCCGCAUCGAAUACGUGGGCGUAUGCGGCAGCGAUGUCCAUUUCUGGGUCCACGGCGGCAUAGGAAACCACGUUUCAGCCACCAAUCCCAUAGUCAUGGGCCACGAAGCCUCGGGAACAGUGCACGCCAUCGGAAGCAGCGUGAAGAACCUACAACUAGGCGAUGCAGUAGCUAUCGAACCCGGAUUCGGCUGUCGCAUCUGUUCGAAGUGCAAAUCCGGCAAAUAUAAUCUCUGUCCGAAUAUGCGGUUUGCGGCGAACCCGCUGGAUACGCAUGGCGCAUUGUCGAAGUUCUUCAAGGUUCCUGCUGAUUGCUGCUAUAAGAUUUCUGGAUCGUUGGAUUCUGAGUUUGGGUCGGAGUUCCCUCAUGCGAUUGGGCUCGAUGAGGCGGUGUUGAUUGAGCCCAUGGCGGUUGCUAUGCACUCGGUUCGGCAGGUUGGCGUUAAGCCUGGGGAUCGGGUUAUUGUGUUUGGGGCUGGGACUGUGGGGAUUCUCUGUGCGGCUGUUGCGCGGGAGUUUGGGGCCAAUUUGAUUGUUUCGGUGGAUUUGAGUGAUGAUAAGUUGGAGUUUGCGAAGAAGUUUGUUGGGGAGGAUCGGGUUCGGUAUCGAACUGCGAUUCCUGCGGCGCAGCUGGAUGCUGAGGAGAAUGCUGUUGGGCUGAGAUCUUGGCUUAGUGGUGUUGACCCUGAUGCGGAUGUUCCUGGAUUUGACGUUGCUAUUGAGGCUACUGGAGCUGAGCCUUGUAUUCAGACGGCCAUUCAUGUGCUGAAAGUGGGUGGCUCGUUUGUGCAGACUGGGCUGGGCAAUCGAAAUGUCAAAUUUCCUAUUUCGACGGUGUCUGAAAAUGAGAUCACCGUCAAGGGGUGCUUUCGGUAUGGAGCGGGUGACUUCCAGAUGGCGCUGGAGCUGGCGAAGUCGAGAAAGAUUGAGUUGAAGUCUCUCAUCACAAAGGUUGUGCCGUUCGAAAAUGUUGUAGAGGCGUGGGAAACUACUCAACGAGGCGAAGGGAUCAAAACACUGAUUCGAGGAGUUGGGCGUGCUGUGUGA